AUGAAAGGUAUAAGAGAAGUUAGUGAUGAUUCAAAUAAAUCACGUGUUCAACAAGAAAUUGAUCGUUUGAAAGAUAAAAAUGAAAAUCCUAAAGAAAAAUUUAAACAACAAGAAAAUACACUUCGACAAAGAACACCAGGUAGUGAUCAUGUUGGUAAUCCGGUAGCCGAUCAAUUUAAACCAAAUCAACAACAACAAAAAGGUCUUGUUCUCUUUGGUAUUACUUUAAAUGAACACCUUGUUUUGAUCACCUUUGUUGCACUAUUAUUUGGCUUUGCACUCGGUUAUUUUCUCUGCAGGUGGCAAUUAAAAUAA
This is a messenger RNA of Rotaria sp. Silwood1, 315 nucleotides long. Lineage: Eukaryota; Metazoa; Rotifera; Eurotatoria; Philodinida; Philodinidae. The record is from the annotation of a GenBank genome assembly.